AUGCAGCGUUGGGCCUCGCACUCGUGGGAACAGCCCCUGCACGGUGGCCGUGCGGUGCUGCGCGGUGCCGAGCUCUCACGAGCGCGUUGGCAGAGUCUGCGUGCAAACCCGACCCCGCCAGGAUGCCUCGAGAAGUGGAAGACCAAGCUCAACCUGGUUGCCAUCAUGACUGGCAAGCUGGAUGGGCGCACCAUGUCAGGGGCCAAGAAGGCGCUCGGGAGAAUGAGGGCAUCUUCCAACGAGCAGGCGAACCUGGACGCUGCGCUGAUGGCGAAUCUCAUCAAGUUGGCGGAGUCUGCGGAGAAGUGCGCCCCUGAGUCCAUCAAGGUCACGCCGAUGAGCGAGCUCACGCCCCACAUCGACAAGAUGAUGCAGGAGUCCGUGGAGUGGCCCGACGUCGUGCAGACCGCCCUGGUGACGAAGAGGCUGCAAGCCGUCAUCGCCGAGAAGAACUGGAGCCUCGUGAUCAAGAUCUGCAAGCCGUGGGGCAUGGGCGACGAGAUGGCGUUCGACCCCAAGGCCCCUUGUGUGGCAGCGUGCGGAGAACAGAUGUGCCACAAAAUCCAGCUCUUCAACAAGGUCGUUUUCGAGAAAGUGUUCAUCCAAUUGAUCCGCCAGGGGCCCGACACCGUGUCCGAGGUGAUCAGCUUGGCGGCGCAUUGCCGAGAUUCCCUUGCUGACAUUGACCUCGUGGAGGCGGAGAACGCGGUUGCAGCGGCCUUGGAAGAGUGGAACACGAUCUGGGGCUGUCUCGUAGCUCUGGGCUCGGACGGCCUCCGCGGGCAGCAUUUGGACAGUGGCCUUAAAGACGACAUGCUGUUGCUGAGUUCGCACAUGGGCAAGGCUUCGAGGACUGUGACUGCCUUGGUGGCUGCAGCAAUUGAGGCCACUGACUUCUGGAACUCCAGGCUGCAGGGGUACGUCCGCUGCGCCAAGGAUGUCAACAAGCUGGCGUCCCAGUACGACGACGUCGUCGCCGUCUUUGCCGCGCUGACCGAUGACCCAGCGGAGUUCGUUCCGCGGGUGCAGGAUGCAAUCGCCAGGCUCGGCGAGUUCAAGGAGAAGCUGCCGCCUGCUGCCACUGCCAAUCUGUUAGACACGGCGCUGGGAACCAUCCUGGGCAAGAGCAAGGUCUUCAUGGCCGCUUGUGCGACGCCCGACAAUGUGAGCGAGAAGUUCAUCCAGGAUUGGCAGGCAGUACUCUCCGAAGCAGUCAUCCUCUAUCCCAUGGCCGAGGAGUUGAACCAGACGAUGAUGUCCCUCGGUGCGAAGUUGCGGGACAUGGGACUCGCCGUCAAGCUGGCCGAGCUGACCAAGCAGAUGAAGGAGAUGGCCAAGUCGGCCGCCGCUGGCCUGGAGACGGCGUGGUUGCGAGAGUUUAAGCUGACUGAGUGCAACGCCAUGGUCAACGCCAUUCGCGAGCUCAACGUCCCCCGCGACCAUGCGAUUGCCAUCGCGGCGGUCGGCCUGGCCGACAAUGUCGCAGAGUACGUGGCGAUGGAGAUCGGGAAGACCAACUUCGAAUGCCAAGUGUCGAUGAUCAACAAGACUAUCACGAUCGACGGUCUGCUGCAGGAGUUGACGGCCCACGGCUCUUGCAUGGAUGACAGGGCGACGGCGAACAACUUCGACCUGGUUGUGUCACUGGACAGGUGCACGAAGCAGCUCCACGAGCUCAUCUCCGCCAGCGCCGAUGCAGACCACCCCGCCGCUGCGAGUAAGAUGCUUGACGACGCGACCAAGUUCCUGACUGAGCUGCACGGCGCCUACAUCAAGAAGAGCAAGGCUGCCCUCGAGGUCAAGCUGAAUGAAAUCAAGCCGCUGAACGGCGGCAUGGACAACGGGGAGUACUGGGUGGACGCGUUCAGAGGUGAGACCUGGGCUGAGUUCUCGGAGCACGCGUCCAAGACCGUGCUGAAGGCGGACCCCAAUGCGCUGGUCGAUGCGACGUCUGGAUUGCAGCAG
This is a messenger RNA of Prorocentrum cordatum, 1965 nucleotides long. The record is from the annotation of a GenBank genome assembly. NCBI's taxonomy places the organism in Eukaryota, Dinophyceae, Prorocentrales, Prorocentraceae.